Molecule: messenger RNA, 2331 nt
Organism: Dalotia coriaria
Lineage: Eukaryota; Metazoa; Arthropoda; Insecta; Coleoptera; Staphylinidae
Product: glucose dehydrogenase [FAD, quinone]-like
Exons: 3
Coding region: 241-2136 (631 amino acids)
Molecular function (GO): oxidoreductase activity, acting on CH-OH group of donors; flavin adenine dinucleotide binding
Source: RefSeq, a predicted model, not a curated record
CUCUUUAACCAAAUUUUCCACGCAGCAAACUUUUAAUAUCACUGCUCUACUUGCCAAACUUGUUUUUAUAUUUAUAUUUUGAAUUUCCACAUUUACUUAUCGCAUAAGUUGUACUUACAUACAAUCCUCUAUAAGAAUGAAUGCAAUGCAACAAAUUAUUAAUAAAUAUCAAAACAAAUGCAGGAAAACCCAUAUUUGUUAAGUCAAUGUGAAAAAUAAGUGUUUCGUCAAAUAUUUAUCAUGCAAACUAUUAUUGUUUUCGGAUUGUGUAAUAUCCUACUAUCUACUGCCUUGGGACAGGCAACAGACGCAGAAAACGACACGUUAAUCGACUAUUAUGAAAAUUUAAUUGAUGAUACAAUUAGCAAAUUUGAUACUUAUACAGCUCCUGUUGACGCUAACGAACACAAAGGGAAUUUUUAUGAUCAAAGAGCACGUCACAAAGAUUUCGGAGAAUAUGAUUUUGUGGUCAUUGGUGGUGGAUCAAGUGGAUCAGUGGUUGCCGCACGAUUAAGUGAAGUACCGCAAUGGAAAAUAUUACUCCUAGAAGCAGGAGAACGCGAAAACAACUUUACAAAUAUUCCAGGACUGUAUUUCUACUCGAGAUUUACGAAUUACAAUUGGGGAUACUUCAGUGUACCACAACGACAUGCAUGUCAAGGUAUGAUAGACAAGCGAUGUCCAUUUCCAAGAGGUCGAGGACUAGGUGGUACUAGUCUUAUAAACGGUGUCAUUUAUUCGCGAGGACAUCGUAAAGAUUUCGACACGUGGAAUUCAUACUUAGCAAACGGUACCUGGUCCUAUGACCAUGUUCUGCCAUACUUUAAAAAGUCAGAACAUACCCACAUCCCAAACGUGGAUCUUCAUUACCAUGGUCAAAGUGGGCCAUUACCAAUAAACAAUCAUGUUCCGGUUAGUCCUCAAACUAAUGCUUUCCUGGAAGCACACCAGGAACUAGGGAUGGAGAUAACUGAUAUAAAUGGUGCGGAGCAAAUUGGAGCGGCGUUAAAUCAACUGAUUACUGAAAAUGGGCAACGUGUUUCGACAGCACGAGGAUAUUUGGGUACCACUCGAAGUAAUUUAGAUAUUUUAACAGGGGCAUAUGUUACUAAAGUAUUAACACGGAAUAGAAGGGCUACAGGUGUUGAAUUUACAUAUCAAGGGAAGAAAAGUAAGGUUAGAAUUACAAAAGAGGUUAUAUUGAGUGGAGGUGUAUUUGGAUCACCUUUAAUAUUGAUGCAUUCGGGUAUAGGACCACUUUGGACUUUAUUACAACAUGGUAUUCCUAUUGUAAGAAAUUCUCCUUACGUAGGUUUAAAUUUACAAGAUCACGCGACUUUUUACGGUAUGAUAUUUCAAAGUAAUUAUACGGAACCAAUCAAAUCACGUAGACAGUAUAUUAGAGAAUAUUUACAAGGAAUAGGACCUUAUACAAUUGCAGCUAACCUGGAAGGUAUAAGUUUCCAUGAAACCCACUUAAGUCAAACUUCUGGUGUACCAGACAUUGAAUUACUAUUUGUACCAUCAAAUAGUACUGGACGUGCUAACCAACAAAGUUUUCAUCUCACCAACAUUAGUUAUGAUGCAAUUUGGAAACAUACAGACCCCACAACUACUUUUAUUGUUUAUGUUGUUCUUUUACGACCAAGAUCUUUCGGUUAUAUAAGUUUGAAAUCAAAAGAUCCGUUUGAUUAUCCAUUGAUUCAUCCAAAUUUUCUUUCGGAUAGGAAUAACUUAGACAUUGCAACAAUUUUUUUAGGGGUUCAACAUGUGUUGAAAUUAAUCGACACUGAAGCUUUUAAAAGAAUCAAUGCAUCUUUGAUUGAAUACACUUUUCCUGCUUGUAAAAACACCUUAUAUCUUUCAAAAGAGUAUUGGUAUUGCACUAUCAGACAAAUUACUAUGAAUGUUUAUCAUCCUCUUGGGACUUGUGCAAUGAAAGAUGAAGAGUUGGGAGGAGUAGUUGAUGGCGAGUUAAAAGUUUAUGGUGUUGGAAAACUACGAGUGAUUGAUGCAAGCGUUAUACCAUUUUCAAUAUCAGGACAUCCACAUGCUUCAGCUGUUAUGAUAGGAGAAAAAGGGGCUGAUUUGAUUAAAGAAGAAUAUGGAAUGCUUAAAUUGAGUUAUAUUAGAUAAAAAGUUUUAGAGUUGAAUAUGUUGAAUGUUUUGUAAUGUUUUAGGCAACCAACAAUACAUUCUAUAUGAUUUUAUGUUACUGUGUUGGUGGAAUAUUUUAAAAUUCUCUGUUAUUCUAUGUAUGUAUAUGGUACAAAUGAGUAUUUUAAACACAUAAAUUAAAAACUUACACAAUGCACCUUGGCAUUUAACAAA